AUGAGGGGCAUUGCGCUGAACGGCCAGAGGGCUUCGAAGCCCGACACACUUAUCUGCCAAUUAUGCCAGAUAUCCGCCGCACCGGCUCUCCGUUAUCGCCCUCAACCCACCCGGUCGUAUGCAUCGGCAAGCAAGGCCACCCGCAGGCUUCAACGCGGGCAAUGUCUACCGAUGGAAGCGCUGAAGACUCCCCUGACGCCAUUUCUACCUCUGCGAAGAUACAAGUCGACCGAGUCCAAACCCGCCACUUUGUCUGAUCUCAAAGCAGUACUGCGUGUGAUCGAACGCAGCUCUAAAGAACUUCGCGAUUCGCAAACCGUGCCUGCGAACGAUGCAGUUAUCCAGCUACUGAAGAAGUGCCUCGCUGUCGCCGAAGAGAUUGCGCAGCCAAACCAUUCUUCGAAGGAGAAUGACAAUGAGAUCUCGUCCCUCCUCAACCUCGAGGAACAGAACACAAAAAAGGCAUCGAAACCAGCCCCAAAUGUCGAGAUAUCCCAGCCCUCAGCGGACGCACUCUGCCGCAUCGUCCACGAACUUUUAACAGACGAGAAACUUUUCAUCUCACCAGAAGCUCUGUCCUUCUACGUCAAAAUCCACACCCUACUGAAGAGACCCGAGCACUUCCCUGAAAUCUUUCACCUCUACGCAAACAAGCCAAUUCCCGAGGAAAACAGCUCACCGAUCAAGUACCUCAAACCCAACCCGAAAAGCAUCAACAGCGCCAUCCCUGUCGACCUAGCCAACAUGGCUCUUGAUAUCGCAAUUGAGCAACGGAAUCUCGGCCUCGUCCUUGCAAUCGUCGAUAACACUUUCUGUACCUCCGCAUUCCGCCGAGCCAAGUUCUUCCGAAAGGCUGCCGCACCGCUUGGUGUGCUCGCAACGACGCCCCUGGGGUGCUAUGUCGCUGCAACUUGGGCUGCCAGUUUCCAAAACACGAUGGACCCGAGCACGGCCACAGCGAUUGCUUUCGCUGCCACGCUUGCCUACGUGGGUGGGACAUCGUCCAUCGGAGUACUGGCUAUUAUGACGGCGAAUGAUCAGAUGGAGCGGGUUGUCUGGCUUCCCGGGGUUCCGUUACGGGAACGCUGGCUGCGGGAAGAAGAGCGGGCUGCUCUGGAUAGAGUUGCACUCGCCUGGGGAUUUAAGGAUAUCUAUAUGCGGGGAGAGGAAGAGGGAGAGGAGUGGGAGAGCCUAAGGGAAUUCAUCGGCAUGAGGGGGAUGAUUCUGGAUAAGACGGAUUUGAUGCACGGGAUGCAAUAA
Molecule: messenger RNA, 1260 nt
Organism: Aspergillus mulundensis
Lineage: Eukaryota; Fungi; Ascomycota; Eurotiomycetes; Eurotiales; Aspergillaceae
Exons: 1
Coding region: 1-1260 (419 amino acids)
Source: RefSeq, a predicted model, not a curated record